This is a messenger RNA of Rubroshorea leprosula, 879 nucleotides long. NCBI's taxonomy places the organism in Eukaryota, Viridiplantae, Streptophyta, Magnoliopsida, Malvales, Dipterocarpaceae. The record is from the annotation of a GenBank genome assembly.
UAAUAACUCUACUAUACUUCUCUCUCUGCAAUUACUCUUGAGAGCCUCCCUCUCUAGAAUAUUGACUAUUGCUAACUUGAGCGUCAGAGUGUUUUCCUCAAGGAAGCAUCCUUGGGUUUUUCAGGUGUUGAAUUAGUUGAAGAUCUCUACAGUAUAGCCUGCAGAACAGUUUAAGAUUCCAGCAGAAACAAGGUGAAGGCAUACCAAACAAAAUGCUUCACGGCGUGAGAAACCCAUGGAAUCUGCUUUGACGACUGAGCUAGAAGACAGAACUAGAGUUUUAGAAAUGGCUAUAGGAAGAAUCCUCUCCCGUUUGAUCCCUAAUGACCCCCUAAUUCCUUUGCCAAAUAAGGGUGAGCAGUCAACAGUAGAAGUUGUAACCCGCAACUCCCUCGCCUUGAGCAACAUGGUGGUUCCAACCAAACCAAGGGGAAGUGGGAAAUCAAAUCAUGAGCCCAGCAUGUCAAAGCACAGUGAGGAGUUGAUGAAGAAAAAUGCAGAACUUGAAAAGCAACUUAAAGAUGUACAGAGGUCUGUUGACGAGCUGAAGAGUUCGAGGUUGCGUCAGCAAGCCUUGGAUUUAGAUAGCCCUUCCUUUAACUUAUCCAUUACUACAGAACCAUAUCAGAAUGGAUUCAAGAUUCCUCACUUAGAAACAUAUGAUGGUUCUAACAACCCAGACGAACACUUAUACACCUAUCAAGCCAUCAUGAAAAUUUAGAACACUACUGAUGUAACGAUGUGCAAAGUGUUCCUUACAGUGUUGAAGUCGACUGCUAGAAAAUGGUAUCACAAGCUCUCCAGGCACUCCAUAGCUUCCUAUUCCCAGCUUGCUGCUUUGUUCUUUAACAAAUUUGCAAGCCAACAAGAGAUAAAACG